Molecule: messenger RNA, 831 nt
Organism: Penicillium hordei
Lineage: Eukaryota; Fungi; Ascomycota; Eurotiomycetes; Eurotiales; Aspergillaceae
Exons: 4
Coding region: 1-831 (276 amino acids)
Source: RefSeq, a predicted model, not a curated record
AUGACAUCCGGACUCCUCAUCGCGCAACUCGCCCUCUACGCCCCCCUAACACUUCCAACUCUCUACCUCUUCUUCCGCCAUGGCUACCACGGCCUCCUCGCCUGGCUCUACCUCCUCGCCUUCUGCGUUCUUCGCGUAACCGGUGCCGCCAUGGGCCUCAACGAUCCGCAUAACGUAGGCGCCCAGAUAAUAUCCAGUAUCGGGCUCUCGCCGCUGCUGCUCUCGAUAGACGGAGUGUUGCAUGAGGCGAGAAUCUACUGUUUAUCCCCGAGUAAACGAACCGAAUGGACGUUCAUGGCGCUCAUACAUGUCCUCGUUGCGACGGGGGUGGCAAUGGUUGGGGUUGGUGCUGGCGGGUUGUUGGGCGAUACGCCUAAGCCCAGUGAUUUAUCCAAUAUCAAGGUCGGUAUGGUGCUGUUGGAGGUUGCGUGGGGUGUGCUCGCUUUGUGGGGGCUGUGGACUCUUUGGAAUGGGACGGGUGGGGGGAGGAAAAGUACUGGAAACCGAGAUGUACCGGCGGGCUUGGCCGCGAGGGAGGGGUGGUUGCUCCUAACCGGCACCCUCCUCGCCCUUGCCCUCGUCGAGAUUUCAGUGGUAUAUAUGCUUAUCGCGGAAUUCACACAGCGCGCGGAUCUAAACCCGAUGACAGGGAGUUUGGCUGUUCGCGUUGUGUUGGGGUUUUUCCCCGAGUUGCUCGCGGCGAUUGUUUUGGUGUUCGCUGGGUUUGUGACCAGGAGAGCGGGUGAAAAGGCGCUCGAGCUCGAGAAAUGGGACUCGGUCGCAUUCGAGGUCAUAUUAGCCUUCGCAUUCGCACUCUGCUGGGCGAAGUAG